Molecule: messenger RNA, 1542 nt
Organism: Hyaloperonospora brassicae
Lineage: Eukaryota; Oomycota; Peronosporomycetes; Peronosporales; Peronosporaceae
Source: the annotation of a GenBank genome assembly
AUGCGCCUUCGGUCGCUCGAGCUCCUCGCAGCUGCUGCGAUCAUUCUGCGUACCCCGAGCUACUCGGAAGUCGCCGGUGCCAAGAUGGCACAAGUCGACCGCUUGACACCUGGUCCUUCUCACGUCGGUGACCACAACGCCGUCCACGACCAUCGGCUGCCGCAAGCAAACAACAUCGCGGAAGGCGAAGAGAGGGCGCCGUUACCAAGUGAGCUUCCCUCGUCGCUCAAAGCGCUCGCAGGUGAGGCAGGGUGGCUAACGUUGGGGAUGUCGCCCGCCAUUGCCGACGGAGCGCCAGCUAGAAAAGCGCUAGCACGAUUAAACCCAUUCGGUGGCUCCCCUUCGUUGAGCUAUGCUCAAUGGCUAAAAAACCAGCAUGAAAAGGUAACAAUGGGGCUUAGAGAACGACCGGAUGGCCUACGCGACAUGGUGAAUCCGAUUCGGUUUUCUGGGACAAAGCAGGCGAGUGGAUCACCGAAGAUGCUGGCGGCGUCUAGCAUGCAAGAUCCUGCAAUGGGAAGAAUUGUUGAGCCCAUCAAGCACGCUCUAGAGAAUCCUGUGAUGUUCCACACUUCGACAUUGACCUCCAUGGCAAGUCUCGUCAAACAAUGGAACGCAGAUUAUUCGAAAAGUUACACGCUGCUGGACGUGUUAGUGCGUAUCUAUGGUGACGAAGCCACUCUUGCGCGUGCUUUGUCGAAACUUAAGACGGAUGAGAGCAGCAAAAUUGGAGCAACAACGUUAGAGUCUGAGAUGCUCACGAGACGGAUAAACAAGGGUCGACCGAUUGGUGCUGCUGGCUUUCUGAAACCCAACGGUAUGAGAAUGGGAGACAUGAACAGCAAGAACCUGAACGCGCACGACGAACAUCUUGCACUGCAUCAUGAGAAUUCUAAGAACGACAAGAAGUAUCAGCGCAAGGCGGGUCCGAUGGGCCGCCUACACAAGAAACACAUGCACGACACUGGACCGGUAGGGGGGACUGUGGACAAAGGUGGAAAGGCAAUAAUUGGCGCAGGUAUGCCCGGUACCCGUAUCAGAGAAUUGAUCCGCCUUGAAAUUACUGAACCUUCUGAACAGGUCGAGAAGCUUUUGGGCCAGUAUGGUAGUGAGGCCGAGCUUGCGAAAGCUAUAUCGGGGUCUUUGACAAUACUAGGAGAAAACCCGACCAGGAAGAGGCUGGUUGAAGUGCAGAAAGCGCUAGUGGAACACUUGCUGCGGAAAGUGCAGAACGAGCCUGGGAAAGGCGCGCUGGAGAAUGGAAAAGACAUGGACGUUGUCUAUGACUUGCUGCGACUUUCCCAAUACGCCAAAAGGGGUUUCACAAACGUGGCGACGGACACAUUUCGUGCAUACGGUAAUUUACGGAAUCGUCACUUUCCUACCAAGAUUGAUGUCGAGUCUUACUUAAGUCAAAAGACGUCAGAGGCGGUAGAGUCUGACUUACGUGAAAAUAUAUUGGGGGCGGUGGAGUCUUGCUUGCGUCAAAUGACGCCGGAGGCGAACAGCAAUUCAGCGUCGAAGCGUCGAAGGACCAAAUGA